Molecule: messenger RNA, 1443 nt
Organism: Brenthis ino (lesser marbled fritillary)
Lineage: Eukaryota; Metazoa; Arthropoda; Insecta; Lepidoptera; Nymphalidae
Source: the annotation of a GenBank genome assembly
AUGGCGAACCCAGUAACGAGGUAUUGUUUCCAUACACUUAAAAGGCGGUAUGCUACAGCACUACCAAAAUGCGAGUUUACUCCAAAAGAUUAUUCAGGACCCUCAGUUCAAAGAACUGAUGAAAUAAAAUCCGAAAACAUACCACCAGCAUUAUUCAAUAUUUACAAACGUCCAUUCGUUAUCCACCAAGGUCAUAUGCAGUGGCUCUAUGACCACGAAGGUAGACGAUAUCUUGAUCUCUUUGGAGGAAUCGUCACCGUUUCUGUCGGUCAUUGCCAUCCUAAAGUGUCUGCGGCGCUUCAUAAACAAAUUGACACUCUUUGGCAUACGACUAAUAUAUAUAGGCAUCCGAAAAUAUACGAGUAUGUUGAAAAGCUUACUGCUAAAUUCCCAGGAAACCUGAAGGUAGUAUAUCUAGUCAAUAGUGGAACGGAAGCUAACGACUUAGCAAUGUUAUUAGCUAAGGCGUAUACUGGGAACAAUGACGUCAUAUCGCUGCAGUGUAGCUACCACGGCUACUCCACCACUAUCAUGGGGCUCACAGCUACGCAGUCUUAUCGUAUGCCCAUACCUGUUCCUCCUGGAUUCCAUCAUGCAAUGCUACCGGACCCAUACCGGGGUAUCUGGGGUGGGUGUCGGGACUCGUUCUCACAAGUGCGUGACGCUUGCGCCUGCCCAGGGGACUGUACCUCUUCUGACAAAUAUGUUCAUCAGCUACGUGAGCUUCUAGAGAAUUCCGUGCCAGCGGGUCGUGUGGCAGCACUCUUUGCCGAAUCCAUCCAGGGAGUUAACGGCACUGUACAGUUUCCCAAAGGAUACCUUAGGAAAGCGAGCCAAUUGAUCAGACAAUAUGGUGGACUAUAUGUUGCUGAUGAGGUACAAACAGGUUUCGGUAGGACAGGAGACGCGUUCUGGGGAUUCCAAAACCAUGGGGUUAUACCAGAUAUUGUAACUAUGGCCAAAGGAAUUGGCAAUGGCUUUCCUCUGGCAGCGGUCGUCACUACGAAAGAAAUAGCAAAUGCUCAUACUGAAGCGAAUUAUUUUAAUACUUUUGGUGGCAACCCUAUGGCCGCUGCAGUAGGAAAAGCAGUGUUAGAGGUAAUUGAAGAAGAGAAUCUCCAAGAGCACUGCUUAGUGACCGGCAAAUAUUUCAUUGAACAGCUUAUGCAAUUGCAAAAUUUACAUCCAGUAAUUGGCGAUGUACGUGGUAAAGGGCUGAUGUUGGGUUUAGAAUUGGUAGAACCUGGGACUAAGAAACCUCUUAGUGCCAGUGACGUGUCUGAUAUUAUGGAAACCAUCAAAGAUCUUGGAAUAUUAAUAGGUCGUGGUGGAAGAUGGUAUAAUGUGCUAAGAAUUAAGCCGCCUAUGUGCAUCAACAAGAAGGAUGUUGAUUACGCUAUAUCAGUUUUGGAUCAAGCCUUGAAUACGUAUUCAAAAAAGAAA